AUGUUUGCAAGAAUUAUAACAAGAAGUUUGUCAAGAAUUCCAACAAAAUCUGGAUUAUUUGUGAGAUGUUUGACACCAAUGCAAAUUGCGCCAAGUGCACCAACACAAUUCAUUCAAAAAAUGAAUAUGUCAUCUGCCAAAACUCUGACACAAGACGGACCAAUCGGACAAAUUGAUGAGAUGAUUUCAUCGAUUUAUGAUCAUAUCAAAAAUAGUUCGCCAGAAAAUUACACAGAAGAGGAGAAGAACAAUAAGGUUUUGAAACCGCGAACUCUAUCGGAGAGUUAUCGAAAAUUCCUGAUUCCAUUGAGUACGGACAACGAGAAACGGGAGAAAUAUUUGAGUGCGAGUCGAAAUGUGCGAAUGGGAAAAAUAUUGGAGGAUAUUGAUCAUAUGGCUGUGCAUAUUGGAUAUGUUCAUAAUUCGGAAGAUGGUACAAUUGAGAGCAGAAUGUCGUUGCCGAGAAAUAUUGUGACAGCUUCGGUGCAUCGCAUCGAUUUUCAUAAGUGCGUUUGAAUUGUGUUGCAAAAUAUUUUUGAAAUAGAUUUAGCAGAAAUUCGCUGAAAAACAAUGAAAGAACUAUUAUCACAUAGAAAAAUAGAAACAAAUUGCUUAUUUUUUCUUCUACGUCUCUCAACAAAAAAAAAAAAGUUCUAUUUUGAAUCUGCAAACACCGCGCAGCAACAAAAAUGUUUUAUUUUUUCUAUGUGGACGUUUACGUCCCCAAAUCAUCCAUUAACCUCUUGCUAUUUUUCCAGAGAAGAUUUGAAUCCAAACCGCGAUCUGAUAAUAGAUGGUCAAGUCACUUAUGCCGGAACUUCGAGCAUGCAAAUCUCGAUUCGUCUUUUCCAAAACGACGACAAUCAAAAUCUCCAACUUCUUCUCAAAGCCAACUUCAUAAUGGUGGCCCGUGAUCCUUUAGAUGCCACCAAGAAAAUUCGAAUUCAUGGCCUCGUCGCGAAAACACCUGAUGAAGCCGAAACUGUGAAUUUGACAAAAGAGCAUUUGAUUCGAAUGGGAAAUAAGGAUGAGAAAAAAGCGACGAAUGACGAAUUGAGAUUGAUUGAUAAUUUGCAUCGAACAUUGUUGGGAAGAAAUAUGAGCAAUGAAUUUCCGAUUUUGAAGGUAAUUUACAUUUGAAAAUAGGUAGAAUAGUAAUAAAUGUCUAUUUUUCUAGGAUGAAGAAAUUUGGAUGCAUAAAACACACCUUUCUCUAACUGAAAUAUGUUUUCCCGAAUUCCAAAAUAUGUAUGGCAAGAUAUUUGGUGGAUUUUUGAUGAGAAAAGCUCUCGAACUCGCCUACGUCAACGCAAAAUUGUUCUGCAAGGGAAAAGUUUCGAUAAGAUCAAUGGAUCAAAUUCAAUUCGCAAAACCUGUGGAAAUCGGGAAUAUCUUGCAUUUUGAUUCGUAUGUCACUUAUAAUCAGGGAGAUUUAUUGCAACUUAAAGUCGUCGCUUCGAUUUCGGAUGAAGCCAAAUUCAAGGAAAUUGCUAAGACAAAAGUUCCGUCAAUGGGGCAGGAGGUUGGUUUUUGUUUUUGUUAAUUAGCUAAUAAGAACCCUUCUGAUUUUCAGGCCCGCUUGAUCACAAAUGUUUUCCACUUCACAAUGCAAAGUGUAGAAAACAAAGAGAUAAUGAAAGUAUUGCCGAAACAUUAUAAUCAUACUGGAAUGUAUAUUGCUGGCCGAAGACAUUUAUUGAAUACCCUAAAAAGAACUGUUUCAUUGUGAGUUCAACUCGAUCUUGAUGAAUAGUUGCAAACAUUUAUUUAAUAAACACAUACAUAUUUCUCCAAAAUUAUCUUAUCACAAAACCAAUAAAAUUUGCCCAUGAAUUUUUCGCUUCAAUUAAUUGUCGUGGAAUUUUUUUGGAAGAUGGGAAAUUUGAAGAGAGAGGUUUCUUUUUUGGAAAAAAAAUUUCUGGAAUAAAAGUUCCGAUAAGUUUUCCCUUAAAAUUAAGUUCGAAGCUAAUAAUAUUUAAACAAAAAUCAGAACUUAUUCGAUUUUGAAAUUUCAAUCCUGAGUGAAAUUUUUGAGCAUGAAGAUUUUCAUUCAUUUUUUCACAAAAAAUGGAUUUUGAAAUGCCACGUAUUAGAAAAAUUAAUUUUUUAUAGUUUUUUUUUUCGAAAUUCAGCCUAAUUUUCAACUCUCAAAUUGAAAUUCACAGAAACAAUAAUUUUCAGAACGCCACGUCAUAGCUCACGCCACAUCUCCCCCACUGAAAAAGUUGCCCACCAAUAA
Messenger RNA from Caenorhabditis angaria, 2239 nucleotides. The record is from the annotation of a GenBank genome assembly. NCBI's taxonomy places the organism in Eukaryota, Metazoa, Nematoda, Chromadorea, Rhabditida, Rhabditidae.